CGCGAGCUGCUCGAUUUUUAUGUAAGGCAGAAGCGCCCGCCCGUGACGGAAGAGUUCGACAAGUUCCGCGUGCUCGGCAAGGGCGGCUUCGGCAUGGUCUACGGCUGCAAGUCGCGGACGACGGGCAAGAUGUACGCCAUGAAGGAGAUCUGCAUGAAGCCGUGCAUCUAUCACAUUGUCGCGACCGUCGCCACCACGGCCCGACCAUGAUCUCCACGCCAUGGACGCGACGCCGGCUCGAUUCGGUCAGCACGGUCGUGCGCCCGACUCACUCGUUGAUUUACGCACAGGCAUGAAGCGCAUCAAGAAGCGGCGGGCGUUCGAGCUCUGCUGGAACGAGCGGCGGGCCCUCGCCGUCGUCGACAGCCCCUUCGCCGUGGGUUUGAAAUAUGCCUUCCACGACGCGGAGUCGUCGCGAUUAGUAUUGGUCAUCGACCUCAUGAUGGGCGGCGAUUUGAAGUACUGGCUGUCGCAGCACAAGUGCUUUGGGUUCGAGGCGUCGCGCUACUACGCGGCACGAACCCUACUAGGCUUGAAAGCCUUACACGACCGGGACUUUGUCUACCGCGACGUCAAGCCCGAGAACAUGUUAGUUGAUGAGCACGGGCGCGUUAGAUUGUCGGAUCUAGGCUUGGCGUGCCGCGUGCGGUCUCGUGCGGAAAUCAACCAGUGAGGAACCGGCAUCGCCACGCCGUCGAACCACGCAGGUGCACUCCGAGCUCAAGGGCGCGAGCGGCACGCCGGGCUACAUGGCGCCCGAGAUGCUGCGGCGGGAGGUCUACGACCACCGCGUCGACUACUUCUCGCUGGGGUGCAUGGUCGUCGAGUUCAUCGUGGGCGUGUGUCCGUUCCGGACGCGCGACGCGGCGCACUGGGGCGGCCGCAAGAAGAAGAAGAAAAAGAAGAAGCAAGAUACGGAGGAUCGUGCCUUACGCAAGCAGGCCAAGAAGGAGGACGCACGAGCGAGAAUAGGUGUAGAAAUCAAACCUCCACGUGCACCCGACUCACAAUUCGAUUUCCACACAGGCGAACAUGGCGCGGGCCGCGCUCGAGAUGGCGCCGGACUUGACCCAGGACGUCUGGAAGGAGGGCCUCGGUCCCGCGGCGAAGGCCUUCUGCAAGGCCCUGUUGCACAAGGACCCGUCGAAGCGAUUAGGUUCGAACGGUGUGAAGGACAUUUUGGACCACGCCUUCUUCGGCGGCUUGGAUCUGGACGAGGUCCUGGCCGACGCCGUGGAGCCGCCCUUCGCGCCGGGCAAGGCUAUUAAUGCGAAGGACGCCGAGAGCAUCGGCGACUUCGCGUCGCUCGGAGACGACGUGCCCUUGUCGGACGGCGACUUCGAUACGGAACGGUGGAACUACGUGUCCCCCGACGCCUACCAGGCCGAGGUCGUGUGGCUCUUGCAGUGGGAGGAAGAGAAGCGGGGGCCGCGCACGAGGGUCGAGGCCGUCGCCGAGAAGGCCUCAUCGGCGUGUGUCCUGUCCUGA
This is a messenger RNA of Pelagomonas calceolata, 1488 nucleotides long. Lineage: Eukaryota; Pelagophyceae; Pelagomonadales; Pelagomonadaceae. The record is from the annotation of a GenBank genome assembly.